Molecule: messenger RNA, 2850 nt
Organism: Exophiala viscosa
Lineage: Eukaryota; Fungi; Ascomycota; Eurotiomycetes; Chaetothyriales; Herpotrichiellaceae
Product: armadillo-type protein
Exons: 5
Coding region: 128-2743 (871 amino acids)
Biological process (GO): protein import into nucleus
Cellular component (GO): cytoplasm; nucleus
Molecular function (GO): small GTPase binding; nuclear import signal receptor activity
Source: RefSeq, a predicted model, not a curated record
CUUCAGACCUGCGCUGCUUGCAGACUUUGCUGCCGUGCGCAAAUCCUUUUUUCACCUGCGGGACCGUGCAGAUUCCAGAUUGUCUUCUACAACCACCCCUUCCUGACCGCUGCUCGGUUCAGCAAUCAUGGAUGUCAACCAAGUUCUAGAGAACACCUUUUCUCCAGAUGCGGCGACUCGAGGGAAUGCUGAAGAACAACUCAGACAAGCCAGCGAGGGCAACUUCUCUGAGUACCUUUCCAUCCUAUCCCGACAGCUCGCAAACGACGAAGCCAGCGCAUCAGUCCGUCAGGCCGCCGGUCUUGCUCUCAAAAAUGCGUUUUCAUACCGUGAUGUCACCCGAUUAAGAGAAGUCCAGGCGAGAUGGCUACAGGGAGUCGAUCCUCAGAUCAAGAUCCAGGUCAAAGAGCUCGCCCUCAAGACGCUAAAUGCCACACCUCAAGCUGCACUUUCUUCAUCUCAGCUCAUUGCGGCCAUUGCUGCCAUCGAACUCCCUCGCAAUGAGUGGCCUGAUCUUAUGCCUGCCCUGGUUCAUAAUGUCGGUUCUGGCGAAGACAAACUCAAGCAAUCCAGUCUCACUACUAUCGGCUUCAUCUGCGAAUCUGAUGACCUCGAACUCCGCGAAUCCCUGGUCUCAUAUUCAAAUGCCAUCCUCACUGCUGUGGUUCAGGGCGCGAGAAAAGAGGAGGCCAACCAAGACGUUCGUCUGUCAGCUCUAUCUGCGCUCAGCGAUGCAACCGAGUUCAUCCGCAGCAAUUUCGAGAAUGAGGGCGAACGGAACUAUAUCAUGCAGGUCGUGUGCGAGGCCACCCAGUCACAAGACACCAGAGUGCAAGCCGCGGCUUUUGGAUGUCUCAAUCGUAUCAUGGGCAUUUACUACGACAAAAUGAGGUUCUAUAUGGAGAAGGCCUUGUUCGGCUUGACAAUCGCAGGCAUGAAAAACGACGAAGAGGAUGUCGCAAAGUUGGCCAUCGAGUUCUGGUGUACAGUCUGCGAAGAGGAAAUCAGCAUUGAAGACGAUAACCAACAAGCUCAACAAGAAGGUUCGACCGAGCUGCGACCAUACUUCCACUUUGCAAGAGUUGCGGCUCGCGAGGUCGUCCCAGUCCUGCUUCAAUUGAUGACGAAGGUUUCUGAGGAUGAUGCUGAAGAUGAAUACAAUGUGGCUCGCGCUGCCUAUCAAUGUCUGCAACUCUACGCACAGACAAUCGGCGGUGAUCUGGUGCCUGCAGUGCUACAAUUUGUUGAAACAAACCUCCGCAGCGAGGACUGGACGAAGCGAGAUGCUGCCGUGUCUUCGUUCGGCGCAAUCAUGGAUGGUCCGGAUAUCAAGACCUUGGACCCUCUUGUCAAGCAGGCACUUCCAGUCUUGAUCGGAAUGAUGCAGGAUCCUGUCGUCCAGGUCCAAGACUCUGCGGCUUUUGCUCUGAGCAGAAUCUGUGACUACUGCUCAGACUGCAUUGAUCCGUCCACACAUCUCCAGCCUCUCAUGUCCGCCCUCUUCAACGGUCUGAUGGCCAACCCAAAAAUUGCUGCGUCCUGCUGCCUGGCUCUACUGAAUUUGACCGAACGAUUUGUGGGUGAGGACGGUGCAUCUGCCAACGCUUUGACGCCGCACUUCCAGGACAGUGUCACGUCCCUUCUUGCAGUCACCGAGAAAGACGGCGCCAAUAACCAGCUACGCACGGCCGCUUAUGAAGUCCUCGGCGGUUUUGUGACCAAUGCCGCUCAUGACAGCCUGCAGAUUGUGGCUGAACUGUCAAAUGUCAUCAUUCAACGUCUAGAGGGCACCAUUCCCAUGCAGAAGCAGAUCGUCAGCAUUGACGACAAAAUUACGCUGGAAGAGUUGCAAGUCAGCCUUAGCAGUGUCUUGCUUGCUAUUGUUCAGAGACUUGAACAAAACAUCGCUCCUCAGGCCGACCGAAUUAUGCAAAUCAGCCUGGAAAUACUCAACGUCACCGGCAAUACAAGUGUUCCUGAGGUUGUCUUCCAGAUUGUGAGCGGACUGGCAAAUGCUUUGGCGGGAGACUUCUUGAAGUACAUGGACUCUUUCGUCCCCUAUCUCUACACUGCUCUGGGCAACCAAGAGGCCCCAGAUAUGUGCUCCCUUGCUAUUGGCCUGGUUAGCGACAUUGUCCGCGCAUUGGAGGAUAAGGCUCAGCCAUACUGCGACACUUUCAUGAACUACCUUCUCAACAACCUUAGGUCCGACAAACUCGCCAACCAGCUCAAGCCACCCAUACUCGAAACCUUUGGCGACGUGGCAACGAGCAUCGGUGAACAUUUUCAAACCUAUGUUACAGUGGUGGCUCAGGUUCUUCAACAAGCCAACACUGUGUCAGUGGCCAAUGAUGUCUCCUUUGAUAUGCUCGACUACAUUGUGUCGCUUCGGUCGGGCAUCGCUGAUGCCUGGUCUGGUCUGAUCCUGGCCUUCAAGGGCACUUCGAAGGUGCAAAUUUUGCAAGGUUAUGUCGACCCCAUUUUCGAAUUCCUGAAAACUGUGGCUCAGGACAUGAACCGUAAUGAAGGUCUUCUGAGAGCUUGCAUGGGUAUCAUUGCCGACUUGAGCGAAGCUUUCCCUGAUGGUUCCCUGGCGAACUACUACCGCCAAGAAUGGAUCACGAAAUUGAUCAAGGAGACUAGGUCGAGCCGCGAAUUUUCAUCCCGCACCAUCAAUGCAGCACGUUGGGCAAGAGAACAAGUCAAGCGGCAGACUCAACAUCAAGGUACCGUCAUGACUUGAUGUCGAGUAUCUUUAGUCCCAAAUAUGGCCACCCUCUCCCCUGGCACCAUCACCGCCGCCCUAUGAUACUCCUUGCCCAACACCAGCCCGGAGCACAGCCCAGAAGC